AGAAGUGCAGAACCUCAUGUUUACCUGUCAAAAGGUAAGUUAAUUUUAAAGCUGUCAAUUUAUCUACCUUGGCUUCAUAUAAGUAGACAUGAUUGAAUGAAGUCCCUAACAGUAUUGCUACUCAAAGCAUCAGUUUAGAAUUAAAUAGUUAAAUAUAUAAAGAAUACAAUGGAUAUCAUCACCACCACGCCGGAACCCAAAUGCUCCGACGAACUUCUCCAUUCGGCAGCACUGGACGGCGACUUGACAGCUGUCAAAUCCCUGCUCGAAAAGGGAACCACAGUUGACAUUGCACGACCCUGCACCGGCAUCACCCCGCUGAUGGGAGCGUCCAUAAAAGGCCACACGGAGAUCGCCCGCCUACUGCUGGAAAGGGGUGCCAGCUUGAACGUCUUUUCAAAAACCUUCGGUCUGACAGCACUGCACUGGGCGGCGUUCGGAGGGAAUCCGGAGACUGUGGCACUUUUGCUGGACGCCGGUGCCACAGUUGAUGCCGCCUCGCCGGACAAUGGGAGCACUCCGCUCAUGAUGGCAGCACUGAGUGGUCACUUGGGGGUGGUGAGGUUGCUUCUUGAGAAGGGAGCGGAUAUUCAUGCUUUGACAAAGGACGGAUUGACGGCGUUGCACGCCGCGGUGAGGUUUGGAUAUUCGGAGAUUGUAACGGAGUUGGUUGAAAAGAGUCUUGAAAUAAACUGUGGUAAUUAAAUUUAUACAAAUCUGUUGUUUCUUAAAAUGAAAAACUUGAGAAGUUCUCGCCGAGUCACAUAAAC
Messenger RNA from Culex pipiens pallens (northern house mosquito), 770 nucleotides. RefSeq names its product ankyrin homolog. Bases 169 to 705 code for a protein of 178 amino acids. The transcript has a single exon. Gene Ontology annotation, molecular function: protein binding. NCBI's taxonomy places the organism in Eukaryota, Metazoa, Arthropoda, Insecta, Diptera, Culicidae. The record is from RefSeq and is a predicted model, not a curated record.